UUUUAUUUUAGAACCGAAAGCAAAUGGUGAGAAGGAGAGAGAAAGUACCAAAAGAAUAAAGGCAAGGCUACACUUGACAUUUUUGUCUUUGACGGUUUUGAAUCAAACAAAGGCAAAAUCUUCAAUCUUACACACCACCUUUUUCUUCCCAUAAGAACACACCUUCUUUCCUCUUUGUUCCUUUCCUCAACUUCAACUCUCUAAACUCUCUCCCCAACCAAUCUCUCUCUCUUCCCACAUACCCUUCUUCCAAUGUCAGCUCCAACUUCAAUCCAAAUCACCAAACAUCAAAAACCAACCCUUGAUAAUGUUAAACAGAACCAACAAGAACCAAAUAAGUUUCAUUACAAUUUUGCAUACAAAGCUACAAUAGUUCUCAUAUUCUUUGUUAUUCUUCCACUUUUACCUUCUCAAGCUCCUGAAUUCAUUAGCCAAAAUCUUCUCACAAGAAAUUGGGAACUCCUUCAUCUUCUUUUCGUUGGUAUUGCUAUCUCUUACGGCUUGUUCAGCCGUAGGAACCAAGAACCAGACAAAGACAACAAUAAUAACACAAAGUUUGAUAAUGCACAAUCACUUGUUUCUCGGUUCUUGCAAGUUUCAUCGUUUUUUGAAGAUGAAGUUGAUCAUCAAAACCAAUCUGAGUCUGAAGAUAUUAACAAAAUCCAAACAUGGAGUAAUCAAAAUCAACACUACAGAAAUAAACCCAUGGUUAUUGUUGCUCCUCAAGUACAGCAACUACAAAACUCUGUUUUUGAAGAUGAACAGAGUAGUUUCAAUGAAAAUGAAAAGCCUUUGCUUCUGCCGGUUCGAAGCUUGAAAUCCCGUUUAUCUGAUGAUGAUUGUGUUGUUCAAUCUCAAUCCGUUGAUGGGUUGUCUAAAACAACUACCAAAAGAUUUUCAAGCAAUUCUUUUAAUAGAGUAAGAAACUAUGCUGAAUUUGAAGGUUUGGUAGAAGAUAAACUGAAACAGAAAGAGGAAGAGAACGCUGUGCUUCCUUCUCCAAUUCCAUGGAGAUCAAGAUCAGCAUCAGCAAGAAUGAUGGAACCUAAACAAGAAGCUAUUGAAAAAGCUUUAAAGGCUUCAAUGGUGAUGGAACCUAAACAAGAAGCUAAUGAAAAUGCUUCUAAGCCUUCAAUGGUGAAAACUUCUUCGAUAAAAUUCACUCCUUCGGAAUCAGUUGCGAAGAAUUCAGAGGAUUUGAUAAAGAAAAAGAGCUUUUACUAUAAGUCCUAUCCUCCUCCACCUCCACCUCCACCACCAACAAUGUUUUAUAAAUCAACCUUCUUGAAAUCAAGGUAUGGUGAGAAAAAUGGAAGGAACAUGUCAAUGGGAAAAUCUAUAGAAGAAGGAACGAAUGAAAAGGAAGAUGAAGAUGAAGAAGAAAAAGAAUAUUCUACUUCAUCAAUGCAAGAGCAAACAGAUAAAGAAAGGUUUAUUGAAAAAAGGGUAAUUUUAGAAGCUGAAGAAACGGAUAGUGAUGAAGAUGAAGAUGUUGGAGAACUAAAACAGAGUGUUAAAAGUGUAAAAACAGAGGAACCAUGUUCUUCAUCUUUGAGUGGUGGCAUAGACACAGUGAGUGAUGAAGGACCUGAUGUGGAUAAAAAAGCUGAUGAAUUCAUUGCCAAAUUCAGAGAACAAAUAAGGCUUCAAAGAAUUGAAUCUAUCAAGAGAAGUACACGAGUUGCAAGAAAUUCUUCAAGGUAAUCUUCAACUUGAAGAUUCUUCUGAAUAACUAUUGGAGUGUUAUUAUUAUGAUAUUAUUUUUUUCAAAAUUUAAAUGGGAUGUAAUUAAAAUGGAUGUUUUCUUUCCAUGGUAUUAAGUAAGGUUGUAAUUACUAAUUGGAUUAUGUCCUAAUUCUCUCUAGUAAGAUCAAGUUAAGGAUUCUGCUGUCCUAUUUCUUAUGAUGUUUUUGAGAUGAGUUAGGGGAUAGGGCAACUUGUGUUUGUUCAUCUCUUGAUGCUAAAUUGCAAGUAGCUCAAAUUUUUAAAUUUGUAUUUCACAUUAGACCUACAAAA
Messenger RNA from Medicago truncatula (barrel medic), 2016 nucleotides. RefSeq lists its product as uncharacterized. NCBI's taxonomy places the organism in Eukaryota, Viridiplantae, Streptophyta, Magnoliopsida, Fabales, Fabaceae. The transcript has a single exon. The record is from RefSeq and is a predicted model, not a curated record. Bases 253 to 1704 code for a protein of 483 amino acids.